Molecule: messenger RNA, 1708 nt
Organism: Musa acuminata subsp. malaccensis (wild Malaysian banana)
Lineage: Eukaryota; Viridiplantae; Streptophyta; Magnoliopsida; Zingiberales; Musaceae
Product: squamosa promoter-binding-like protein 16
Cellular component (GO): nucleus
Molecular function (GO): DNA binding
Source: RefSeq, a predicted model, not a curated record
UCCUCCAACCUCCUCUGGUACUUUUCCCCCAGCCUCAAAAGCUAAAAGCAAUCACACCCUAUCACUUCUCCUCCAUGAAGAUUUGUAGACAAGGGCACUCGUUGUAGUUGCAGUAUAAGCCUCUCUCUCUCUCUCUCUCUCUCUCUCUGAUUGUACCACCAAUCAUUCUCGUUCAAGCCUUUAAGAUCGGUGGGAAGAGGCUUGUUUACUGUCAGAUAGAAGAGAGGAGAAGGUUGCUACCAUGGAGUGGAAUGCCAAGAUCUCUUCAUGGGUUUUCCCAGAGGUUGAGCAGGUUGCAGACAAAAACAUGGAGUUUCUCCUCGGGUCGAGCUUUGUCCUUGGAAGUCAGAACUCAACUGGGAUGGAUUGCUCGGUUGAUCUGAAACUCGGUGGCUUGGGUGAUAUCAGACCAGCAGAGAAGUCGAGAAGCCAACCUUCGAUGACGACGACGGCGGUAGGUCCAUCGAGGAGGGCUCGAGCUCAGGGGAACGCCCCCCAGAACGCAUCGUGCUCGGUGGACGGGUGCAAAGCCGAUCUCAGUGGCUCCAGGGAGUACCACAGACGCCACAAGGUGUGUGAGGUCCAUUCCAAGACUCCAGUCGUCAUGGUGGGCGGCCAGGAGCAGCGCUUCUGCCAGCAGUGCAGCAGGUUUCACCAACUGGUGGAGUUCGAUGAGGCAAAACGAAGCUGUCGGAAACGUUUGGAUGGACACAAUCGGCGCCGAAGAAAGCCUCCACCCGAUUCCAUUAAUCCUGGGGGCUUACUUCCAAAUCAUCAAGGCAGCAGGUUCUUGAUGCAUCCUCACCUGCUUCCAACUCCUAUACAAAGCCACAACUGGGCUGGGAUCAUCGAAUCCGAAGACAUGCUACAUACAAAUCACUCGCCCCUAACGUUUGUCGACAGCAAACAACAUCUCUCAGGCUCCUUCAGCAGCAACGAGAACAGGAAGCAGGUUCCUCUUCUGCAAGGCGACAUCGCCGGCUUCAGCAUAACAACACGCCUGCCAUUCCUCAUGACCAUCUCCUCUUCAACAGCAGAAAGCAGCAGCGGCAACAUUUGUGCUCUCUCUCUUCUGUCAUCAGCAACAAAACCAGGCAUCAACGCGGACCAAAUGCUGCCAGCUGAUGGAGUUCCUAUGCAUCAGUCUCUGGUUUCAAGUCUUCCCUGCCACUCCAGCCCUCAAGCUUCGACCUAUGUUUUGCCGACAGGGGUUUCUUGUUCAGGAGUAGAGGAUGGGCAACUUAUUGUUCGUGGAGCUGAUGCCAGUCUUCACUGUCAGAGUGUGUUUCAUGCAGGGGGUGAAGGCUCCUCGGACUGGGGAUCUCAAGCUCCACCCUUUUCUUGGCAGUAGAUUGUGCUGAUAACAAUCCAAGCUCUGACUCGGUUUGUCUCUUCAUUUUACAGCAGGUUUUGAAAUGUUUUUGUCCAGCUUAGCAAACAUAGAGAAUCCAACUCAUUAAUGUGAUCAGAUUACCAUAUGGAAAUCAUAAUGGUUGCAUAUCUUUUGUCUUUCAUGGUAAGAUGCAGGAAGAAGUGACGUGACAUCCUUAAAACACAAGAAUGAUGGAUGGAGCCUUUGAAAGAAAGUUGAAAUGGCAUCACAUUGGAGAUGUUGGCUGCCAUUAAAGAGCCACUCUUCCCAUCUUUUCAUAAUACUACUUGCUGUAUAAUACUUCAGAUAAUUUCUUUUAUGGUCCUUCUCUGGUAA